AUGAAGAUUUUUGACUCGAUCAUCUCCCCCAUAUUACUGUACAACUCGGAAAUUUGGGGUGCUUACAAAAAAAAUGACUAUAAUAAAUGGGAAAACUCAGAAAUCGAAAAAGUUAAUCUAAUAUUCUGCAAGUUACAUUUGGGUGUAAACAGAAAAGCAACAAAUGUGGCUUGCAGGGGAGAACUUGGUAAAUUCCCUCUCCUCUUAACAAUCAAGAAAAACAUAAUGAAUUAUUUUAAACAUAUCUACCAGCUACCCGAUGACUCAAUCACGAAACAAAGCUUAAACAUAUCCCAAGAUCAUAUCCAAAGAUCUUUAAUGAAAGGUUAUUUUUGCACGAUUUGUGUAGGAUCCCCUGGGAUUAUGUCAAUCAAUUUAAUAACCCGAAGUCUGGAAGGUCCUUCUUUAUAGAGUCUUAAAGUCUGGAAGGUCCUUUAUAGAAGUACUUGAUAGACACGCGCCAAUUCUGAGGAAGUAUAUUAAAACUAAAAGAAUUCCAUGGCUAAAUGCCUCAAUUAAGCAACUGAGGCAACGAAAUUUUCAUAAAAUGAUGUUUAAACAAAUUCUGAGAUGCAUUGGGAAAAAUUUAAAACCAUUCGAAAUAAAAUUAAUGCUGAAAUUAAAAGUCUUAAAGCUAACUAUUUCAAUACUAAAAUAUAUGAGUGUCUUCAGCAUAAGAACGUAAAAAAAGUUGGUCCUUGAUCAGUGAACUCUAAUAAGACUGGAACAAUAACUCGGCCGCCAUCUUUGAAGCCAAAUUGAAAGCCGCCAUUGGAGGUACGGCGGCGAAAAUACAAAAAAAACCCUCGGAUUUCUGCCUUUCUAGCUAUGCUAGAACAUAGAUGAAAGACUUAAAAAUAUCUACGAUACUUGGACUAUUGCACAAAUCAUGUUUGGAAGCCGUAGAAAAGACUUAACGUUAUUUUUUGUGUACCUGAAAGUCGUAUUUUGUUCGGCACAGAAAAUAUUUUGUUAUUUUCUUGAAUACAAAAAUGGUUCCCUUCGAGAUUUUGCUGUUAGUGGAUGUUGAAUACUUAGAACUAUCCAGAAAACCAAGUUUAAUCUUUGAAAUUGAAAUCUUAGGACGAAAAACCUAAUAUUUCGGCGUAUUUUUGCUAAAAAAACAAAAUUACGAGAAAAUUUAACUCUCCCCAGUUCUUUUUUGAAAGUCACAGCGCGCGAACUUCUCCUGGGCGCCAAAUCACAAAUCACGGGGGUUUCUAUGUUUUCGAGAUGUCAAAAAGCACUCAAAAUAAACAACUAUACCUAGACUUUAAUACAAAAAAGGUAUUGGUCCAUAGAUUUAUGUUUCAAAGUAUUUGUUUUUAGUUAAAGAGCAAAGUUCACUUCGGCACGUUCAAAUUGUGUCGUUUUUAUGAAAACAAACCUGAUACCCCUCAAACCUUUCGCUGUUGUGAGAUGCAAAGCAGUUCUAACUAUCAAAUAAAUCGUAUUUGGGUUUUUAAAAUUGAAGUCUUUUGAUGAAAAACGACUUUUCUUGCUCAUUUUCAUAAAAAAUGUAAAACUUUGACUGAAUUUCCCACUCCUCAAAACUCUCCUUAGGGAGCAUUCAUUUUUUAGCUGGGGGGUGGGCCGGAGGAAUUUGGGGGUGGAUCAGCCAAUUUUGACAUGCUUCAAAGGGGUGGGUCUUUUUAUAGUUUUGGUAUAAAUGGAGGGGGUCAUAAAAAUAAUCAGUGAAAAAGUCACCAAUAUAAUUUUAUAGAAUUUGGAAAUAUUUGGAUGAAGAAUGGUAAAAAGGUCUAGAAACUAUCAACUAUCUCGUCAUCUUUAACAAAGAAGCAAAAUUCGUUUGACGCUCUGUUCACACAGUCCAAAGGAAAAAAUUUCCAUGACUUUCGUCAAUUGACCUCGUUUUUAUCCGUUUUUGUGUGAAAACAUGAAUGAAAGAAAACGCAGGACCGUAGCAUGAUUUCAAAAUCAUGCAUGGUUUCAAGGUCUGCAUGCAUUUCAUGACCUUUAUCAAUUUUAAGCUUUAUUAAUUUUAAGCGGCUACAUGACAAACUGCAAAGAAUGAAGAUUGUACCCACAGUUUCCUGCAACUUAUCCUAGUUAUCCAAUAUAUAGUUAAUUAAAUAUGUGUUCGCCCAUUUAGUACUACCAAAUUGUCAAUUUCGACAUAUUAAAACGUUGUUUUCUGACCAUCAGAAUUCGGUCAAAUCUUCCCCAAAGUCCAGGAAAUGGCAUUUCAGAGACUCUAGAUUUAAAAAUUUCCUCGGGCCUUUGGCCCUCGCUUUCAGCCCCCCAAUAAAAAAAAGCUUCCUAUGGCCCUGAAACGCCACAGAAACGACACUGUGUGGAUUAUUAAUAGUUAAGAUGAGGGGUCAAAAAAAUUUUCAGUAAAAAAAAUAGGGGGUCAUAAUUUUUUAUCAACUUUUGUCUUGGGGGUUCCAAGUUUUAGCAUGGAAUUAGACAUCAGUUCCUCCGGCCCACCCCCCCCAGCUAAAAAAUGAAUGCUCCCUUAGUCCUUUUAAAAGUGCAAUUUCCUUGCAUGGUUGGCUUCAGGCAAGUAUGGGCAUGUUUACCUGAGCUAUCGUUCCAGUCUUAUUAGAGUUCACUGUCCUUGAUUAAUAACCUACUUGGGAAAAAUUCAAAAUCAACCAUUAUCAAUGAAAUUGGGACUGAUAGUAGUGUAGUUAUUACAGAUAGAAACCCGAUUGCAAACAAAUUAAAAGAUUAUUUUGUUAAUAUUGGUCCUUCGCUUGCACUUGGGGUGGAAGAAAAUCAUCAUACCUCUGCUGGUGUGACAAAUCGUGGUGAUUUAGAGUGUGACACAACUUUUUGUUUUUCUGAUAUAAGUGUUCAUCAAGUUCUAAACAACUUAAAACAACUAGUAACGUCCAAAGCUACUGGCGUAGACAAAAUUCCAGCUAAAGUUAUUAAAUUAUCUGUAGGUAUAAUUGCACCAUCUCUGACAACAAUCUUUAACCAAUCACUACAUACUGGCAUAUUUGUCAAUGACUGGAAAUUAGCAUGUGUGCAACCAAUUUAUAAAUCUGAGGAUAGAAGCAAAUGUGAGAAUUACCGUCCACUUUCUAUUCUCCCAGUUGUACGUAAAAUCUUUGAAAAAGAAAUUUUUCAGCAACUAUAUAGUUAUUUAUCUGCAAACUCACUAAUUUCAAAGUUUCAAUCUGGAUUUCGACCUAAACAUUCAUCUCUAACCUUACUUCUCCAGAUGUGCGAUGAAUGGCUAAAAAAUAUGGAUGAGGGUAAAAUAACUGGUCUUGUUUCUCUGGAUAUCAAAGAAAGCAUUUGA
Paramuricea clavata is the source of this 3274-nucleotide messenger RNA. The record is from the annotation of a GenBank genome assembly. NCBI's taxonomy places the organism in Eukaryota, Metazoa, Cnidaria, Anthozoa, Malacalcyonacea, Plexauridae.